ACGAAUAACCUCAAAAUAUUUCUUGUCUGUUUACAUUGUGGUUGCACGAGAGUGAAUAAAAUUUUAAACAAGAGAAAUUGCCACAAUGACUCUCGAAGAUUCAUGGGAGGUCGUGAAACAAGCGGCCGAGAAAAACAGGCACGAGCUGGUGCUGUCGGGCACAUCGGUGUCCGAACUGAUGAAACUAUCCGGCCUGGAUAAGAACUUGUUUAACCUCCACAAUUUAAAUUAUCUCAGUAUAACGCAUACGUGUCUUCAGGAGGUGCCGGACGAGAUCGAGAAGCUGGCGAAUCUUGCGACUUUGGUGCUGCACUCGAACGAGAUCGUCACGUUACCGUGCGCGAUAGCUAAACUGGCCAAGCUGAAGGUUCUCGAUUGCUCGAUGAACAAGUUGACCUCUCUCCCGAGGGAACUCGGUGAUCAUCCCCAUUUGAGCACGAUCAAUCUUGCCUCGAAUCUUCUACGAGAUGUACCGUCGCUAACUUUGUGCACGAAAUUGAGCAGCCUAGAGCUAUCGAACAAUCGCCUUGAGGCCUUUCCCGACGUUUGUCACACAGAACUCGUACAUUUGUUCGAGAUUUACGUUAAUGGCAAUCAAAUAACGGAAAUUCCAAUUACUGUAAGCCGACUGCAGGGAUUGAAGAUUUUAAAUAUAGCAGAUAACUUAAUUUCUGUUGUACCAAGUGAAUUAGCAGAUUGUACUAAACUGAAGGAGGUGUAUCUGAAAGGGAAUAAAUUGUCGGAUAGGAGGCUAACAAAAUUAAUUAAUCAGUGCUCCACGAAGCAAGUAUUGGAUUAUGUCAAAUCGCACUGCCCAAGAAGUGAAUUGUCCACGACAGAAAAUAAUACGUCAAAGAAAGGGAAGAGGAGCCAGAAAGUAUCCGAAGGUGAAAGUGUAGUCGACGGCUUGGCGCAUAAAUUAAAAAUCUUGAAAGUACUGGACGACACACCAGUGAUAAAAAUUACAGAACACGUGAAAAGUAUCAGGCCUUAUAUAGCUGCGUGUACUGUGAAAAAUAUAAACUUCACAGAGGAGAGUUUCAAAAAGUUUAUUCAGCUGCAGACAAGAUUACACGAUGGAAUAUGUGAGAAAAGGAAUGCAGCUACAAUAGCAACUCACGAUUUGAAACUCAUUGUACCUGGAGAUCUCACAUAUACGGCGAAGGUGCCCACAGAAUUUGAAAUAAAGCCUCUAAUGUACAACAAGAUGUACACAGGCGCGGAUCUAUUUCAGAAGUUGCAGAUGGAAGCUGAGACUUUACGUAAAGAGAAGAAACGAAAUGUGUAUUCUGGAAUACACAAGUAUCUAUAUCUGCUGGAAGGCAAACCUUUAUUCCCAUGUCUGUUGGACCAAUCGCAGCAAGUUAUUUCGUUUCCACCCAUCACAAACAGUGAUAUAACGAAAAUGACUGUAGCCACCCAAGAGAUGCUUGUGGAAGUAACUAGUGCUAUAUCACACACAAUUUGCAGGAAUGUGUUGGAUCAAUUUCUGAAGGAAUUGAUAGUCUCGGGUCUCACCGAUUCCGCAGAAUCGAAGGAUACGGAUAACAAGUGUAACAACUUGACGGUUCAACAAGUUAAAGUAGUCGACACCCAAGGAAAUCUAAAGUUGGUAUAUCCUUCAAGGGCAGAUUUGAAUCUUAGCGAACAGCUUGUCGUUAUAUUACGAGAAUAAGGAGAAUGUGGAGAGCAGUUGGAAUUUUGCUCAACCUGGAGAUGAGUUUAAAAUUUAAUAAAGUUUUUUUUUCGUAAAAAGAGAGGAAAAAGAAAAAGAGAGAAAUAUAGAUUCGUCAAAUAGAGAAGCUCCUUAUUUUUGAUUCGCUCGUAAUUCGAAAACUCGAUGUGAGAAUUAUUAAACCGGAGAGUAAUUAAUUUUUUUUCUAAUGUAUUCGUCGUGAGAGAUGUCGAGAUCGCGUGACGAAGCAUAACGAAGUAAUCGCGGAAGUGAGCCGAACGCGAUGGGCGCGUUCAGCUCGUUUUAUCGCGCCGAUUAGAGGCGUUCGGUGACAGGAUGCGGCGGUUAUCCGCAGAUUUGAAUGGUCGCGAAGGGACAUCGGCCGGCGCAGCGGUAGCUACCCAGCGGCGACGAUGGUGGCGCUACCGUCUCGCUGCCGAAUCGCGCCGUCUCGACGAGCGCCGGUGCUCUGGAUCCUCGUCUGUUUUUAUAAAUAUUGUACUUUGCUACGCGUGCCGCGUUCGCGUUCGAAACUCCCGACGUUCGUUGACCGACACCCUCCGCUGCGUCCCCGCGGGUCGUUCGCCGCGACGAUCGCCCUUCAUGGUGUCCCGGCGAUAAGAAGAAGGUGCUCCGACAGAGGUUGGCCAACUUUCCUCGAUAUGCGCGAGUGUUUGAAGUGAUAAUAUGGCGCCGAAAUUAUGACUGGUCACGUCGGGGGAGCGAGAAGUUUGAGGUUAGUACGUUCGUUUCCACCUUCUCGCCCGGAGUCACCCGCUGUGUCAUCGCGGUGUCGAAUUUCCUUUUCGUUCCGCCGUCAUUUCGCCUCGAGCCCUACAGUGGACACGCGGCCCGUUGAACGUAUCGCGCGCCCGGUCGCGCGCCUGCGAAACUAUCCGUCACGUUUUAUAAUUAACGUUGUUUUUAUGGGCAGGUGCCUCAAUUACGGUAUAGUCACGCGCGUCAUUGUCCCCGCGGUGACAUCGUCGCCAGGCUCCCCGUGCGGAACGAGCGCGAUAAUACGAAAUAUGUCGGCUAUUCUCUGCAACAUAUCCAACGUAUCCUACACGGUCCCUUAUCCUUUCCUUUACAUUAC
Messenger RNA from Mycetomoellerius zeteki, 2771 nucleotides. Its product is annotated as leucine-rich repeat-containing protein 47. Gene Ontology annotation, biological process: phenylalanyl-tRNA aminoacylation. The record is from RefSeq and is a predicted model, not a curated record. Bases 86 to 1675 code for a protein of 529 amino acids. The transcript has 4 exons. Gene Ontology annotation, molecular function: phenylalanine-tRNA ligase activity; protein binding; RNA binding. Lineage: Eukaryota; Metazoa; Arthropoda; Insecta; Hymenoptera; Formicidae.